Necator americanus (New World hookworm) is the source of this 210-nucleotide messenger RNA. RefSeq lists its product as uncharacterized. NCBI's taxonomy places the organism in Eukaryota, Metazoa, Nematoda, Chromadorea, Rhabditida, Ancylostomatidae. The transcript has a single exon. The record is from RefSeq and is a predicted model, not a curated record. Bases 1 to 210 code for a protein of 69 amino acids.
AUGAAAAGAAUCGAAGAUGAGUGGACUAAAAGAACGUUAGAGUGGAUCCCAAGAGAUACUAAAAGCGCUCGAGGUAGACCGCCAAUGAGAUGGGAUGAUGUGCUCGCUGCACGGAUGGACCAGCUGAGAGCUCAGGCGGGUACAGCUGAAGGACCUCGUCAACGUAGCGCAAGAGCAACGCAAACAAUACAAGAGUUGAUAAACUGCUAA